AUAACACAUCCCGAGGACAUCCUCUCCUGUAUGCAUAACUUGAUAGAAUUUCUAAAGUGUUAUCCCCCUGCCACUUUAACAAAAUGAGCGUCAAUGGCAUUAUAAUUAAUGAAGCGUUCCGUGUUUUUUAAUGUAAAGUUCAUCAUAAGAGCACUAUAGUCAUUUAUUAACUAAUACAUUUAUUUGAAUAAGCUAUAGUAGCGUGUGCAUUAAAGCAGCGUUACGUGACACAGCUUCCGUAGAUUUAAUGCAUAUUUCCGCAUGUAACCCCUUUUAUGUUAAUUAAUGUUGAUGUUGCCCUCUAGUUUCUGACUUUAUAUUUCCACUGUAAGUCACUGAAAGAUUGCUUGCAACAGAAGACGUUUAACUCGUUUUGGUUACGUAAGACAAAAGUUACAACACCAAUGUUCAAUGUUCAGCACCAGGGACAGCGGUAGACAAUGAAUCUGGUUAAUUUGUGAAAGUUAUUAAUUGGAUCCAGAAAUGAAUUCGAGGCAGUAAAAUCAAAGUACAGAAAUGACAAACCGCUACGAGGCGUAACAAACCCGCGCCGGUUUUAGCCAGCUGUUGUGUGAUAAAAAGGAAAAAGGUGCCGGUUCUCGUGCUUUUCAAUGGAGAGGGUCGAUCUCUGUGACGGAUUUGUUACAGUUUAUGUUGCGUCAUUCUACCACAUUAAAGGUAUUUGCAAACAAUUGGACAGUGGCUACACUUGACACUGGCUAACUCUGCCCAGCACCUUUUUAAAUGGAUUCUUCAUUCAGGUGUCUACUCAUUCAAGUGUCUACGCAGGCGCGAGCUCUGAGCUCAUAGCGUGACUCUAAUCGCAGAUCUCGAGCUAUAAAACCCAAAUUCCUAUCUUUAUUUGUAAAAUUCGAUAUAGAGAUCUCUUGUGAUCCAAGAAGCAAAUCAAGCAGGAGGACACUGCUCUUUUACUGGGCUCCUCUUUCCACUGAGACAUUUACCGACUUGACUUACUCUGCCUAAGGUUCUUGGAGGAUUUUGGACAUGAAGCUGCAUUUGCUCGUUUGCACCGCUGCCCUGCUAGUUGCGUUUCUACCACGUCGUCAAUGUCGACCAGCCGAGAGUGGCGGAGCAGCUCAGACCGGCGUCGAUCCUCAAACAGAUCUCCAGCAGCAGUCUCUUCCAGUACUGGUGCGAAUGGGAGAGGAGUACUUCAUUCGGCUUGGAAAUGCGCAUCUGUCCUUAUCAAAUGUGCCUCCCGACACGCUGUCCAGAGCUCUGCAGGUUCAACUUACUCAGCGGCUUUUGCAAGGUAAAAUUGGCAACGUCAGCCGGCUGGUGAAACACUAUGCUGACCAGACAGACGGCUCAAUACAGAAGGGGAAGCGUUCUGAGGAGCCCCCCAUUUCACUGGACCUGACCUUCCAUCUCCUCCGAGAGGUUCUGGAAAUGGCUCGAGCUGAGCAACUGGCCCAACAGGCGCACAACAACAGGAAAAUGAUGGAGGUCAUCGGAAAGUGAUCUUCCGCCAAACCCGAGUGAAGGCUAACCUAAAACACGCAGUAUUAUGUAUCAUAGUGCUACCUUUACAUUAUUUGUUUAUUUUUAUAGCUUUAAACCUCCAGCUGAAGAAACAGAAACAGGAAAUGUAUUUCGCUUGAUGGUAAUCGAAUCGUAUCAGAAACGCGAGGCAGUUGAAGCAUAAG
This is a messenger RNA of Erpetoichthys calabaricus (reedfish), 1667 nucleotides long. RefSeq names its product corticotropin releasing hormone b (gene crhb). The record is from RefSeq and is a predicted model, not a curated record. The transcript is spliced from 2 exons. Bases 1006 to 1482 code for a protein of 158 amino acids. Gene Ontology annotation, cellular component: extracellular region. Gene Ontology annotation, molecular function: hormone activity. Lineage: Eukaryota; Metazoa; Chordata; Cladistia; Polypteriformes; Polypteridae.